Messenger RNA from Acipenser ruthenus (sterlet), 2196 nucleotides. RefSeq names its product dipeptidyl peptidase 1-like. NCBI's taxonomy places the organism in Eukaryota, Metazoa, Chordata, Actinopteri, Acipenseriformes, Acipenseridae. The record is from RefSeq and is a predicted model, not a curated record. The transcript has 7 exons. Bases 203 to 1576 code for a protein of 457 amino acids. Gene Ontology annotation, cellular component: lysosome. Gene Ontology annotation, molecular function: cysteine-type endopeptidase activity.
GUGAUGGCAGCUGUCUUGUGAUAACACGGGGAAGUGGUCUGUUGCUCAAGUACUGGGAAGUACAGAGUAGCUACUUUCAGUUUGUUUUAGAGUUCAGGAAGGUGUCUGAGAGACUUUUCUGAACUUCCACAGCUGGCUAUAUGCACAUCGGUUUUUUACUAUAACUCUAUUACAUGCGUUAGACCGGUAGCAGGUUAUAAUAAUGAAGCUGGAAGCUGUGUUGCUAUGCAUAUUUCUGUUUGGAGUGAGGAGCUCAUUUUGCGAUACCCCGGCAAACUGCACCUACGAAGACUUGGUGGGCACUUGGGUCUUUCAGGUGUCGAACGGCGGUCAAGACCAUGCUAUCGACUGCACCAAGAUGGGGCCUGCAGUAAAAACUGUUACUGUCCAUCUUGAAAAGCUGAACGUGGCGUCGGAUGACCUGGGGAAUUCUGGUUUCUUCACCUUAAUUUAUAAUCAGGGAUUUGAGGUGGUUCUGUCUGACUACAAAUGGUUUGCAUUUUUUAAGUAUAAGCAAGAUGGCUCAAAGGUGACCAGCUAUUGCGACCAAACCUUAACAGGAUGGGUGCAUGAUGUACUCGGGCACAACUGGGCAUGCUUUGUAGGAAAGAAGUUGUCCUCUAUUCCCCAGAGGGUCGACACUGUGCCAUCUCCCAAGCUGUGGCAGCUGCUGUAUCAACAACCAUACAAGUAUAACCCAAACUAUGUGAACGCAAUCAACACAGUGCAGAAAUCCUGGACAGCAACCACCUACAAGGAGCAUGAAACAUUUACCAUUGAAGAACUGAUCAGAAGAGCUGGCGGUCGCGGCUCGCGAAUUCCAAGGCGUCCAAAGCCAGCUCCGUUGACAGAAGAAGUAGCCAAGCUUGCUGCAGGAGUGCCAGAGUCAUGGGACUGGAGGAACGUUCAGGGAGUGAAUUAUGUGAGCCCAGUGCGGAACCAAGCUGCGUGUGGCAGUUGCUAUUCCUUUGCAUCGAUGGGCAUGCUGGAGGCUCGCAUUCGUAUCCUGACCAACAACACUCAGACCCCCGUUUUCAGCACACAGCAAGUUGUCUCCUGUAGUGAAUACUCUCAAGGUUGUGAUGGAGGGUUUCCUUACCUAAUUGGAAAAUACAUCCAAGACUUUGGCAUGGUUGAAGAAAAGUGCUUCCCCUACAUUGGGAAGGACUCUCCAUGCACACCGAAGCCCGAAUGCUUCCGUUACUACACCUCGGAGUACCACUAUGUAGGCGGCUUCUAUGGAGCCUGCAACGAAGCGCUGAUGAAACUGGAACUGGUCAAGUACGGCCCCAUGGGGGUUGCUUUUGAGGUCUAUGGCGAUUUCAUGCAUUAUCAAGGUGGGAUUUAUCACCACACAGGUCUGAUGGAUGAGUUCAACCCCUUUGAGCUGACCAAUCACGCUGUGCUGCUGGUAGGGUAUGGCAGUGACCCCGGGACAGGAGAGAAGUACUGGAUUGUGAAAAACAGCUGGGGAACCGGGUGGGGUGAGGACGGGUACUUCAGAAUCCGCAGAGGUUCUGAUGAGUGUGCGAUAGAAAGCAUUGCUGUGGCUGCAACUCCAAUCCUUAAACUGUAGAUUUUUAUGGGACUGUACGUGUCUACUGAUUUGAGGGGGUCCUUAUUAAGCAAGUACUGUAAACCUAUACCCCAAGAAAUUCCAAUCUAUUUUAGCGAUGAAGGCCAAACAGCACUACAUACAGUAUAUUGUGCAAUUAGCAGCCGAUUUAAAUGGACAUAGCAAAAUUUACAAACAUUUGUGGCAUGCAAUUAAAAGGGGGGUAACAGUAUCAUUUGUGUGCCUUGUUUCCAUGGACCUGUUCAUUUAAAACUCAGACUUUUAGGUAGGUACUUGGAACAAGGCGUUGUUUUCCACCAAAGAUUUAACAGUAGCUCUAGCCAGAUACAUUUUCUUUAUGACGACAUCUCUGAACAGCUGUAUCUGAUUAGGAGACCCCCUUCAAACAGGGAGACAUUUACUCUUGUGAUUUGUUUUAAAAGGGAUAAAUACAAAAAAAUGUGCCUUGGUGGUUGUGUUUUUUUAUAUAUAUAUGCAAAUAAAAUCACUAUUUCCUAUUAAUGAAAUGUUUACACGUCAGGAAAUAUUUUUAAUCUAUACAUUUUGUGUCCCUCUAUGGAAGACAUCUAAAGUCGAAAAUCAUGCUUUUAAAAUGAAAAAUAAAAUGGGAGUGUAACCAA